AUGCGUGGUGGUGGAAUUACUAGGCUUAAGGAGCAUAUCACACAAAUCAGGGGGAAUGUUUCUUCAUGUUUGAAAGCAUUAGCUGAAGUUAUAAAUGAAAUUAGACUAGCUGACAAUAUAAAGAAGCUAAAGAAAUCUCACAGGGAUGAUGUUGAUGCUAUGUAUCGGCGUACAAAAUCUGAUGAGAAGUCUGAUGCUGAUACUGAUAAUGAGGACCUUGAUGUGCAAGAAGUUGAAAAGGUUUCAAAUGUGGGCAGUGCUAGUGGUAGUCAAGAAGUUGUUCAGAGUCAGAGGAAGAGAAAAUUCAAGAGACAGAGUAAUUAUAGGGGUCCAAUAGAUCUACUCAUGCAGACAGACCACCAUAAAACUCAGCAAGCCACUCUUGAAAGAAACAGUUCAGCGAAAGAGAAGUUACUGAAAGAUGCAUGGAAAAGCAUUUCAGCUUGGAUGACUGAGAAUUCCAUAUCUUUUAAUAUUGUUCGUUGUCCAAGUUUCCAAGAAAUGAUAUAUGCAAUUGGUGAAUAUGGGAAAGCUAUGCCCGCGCCAUCUUACCAUCAGAUUCGUACAAAUCUUUUCAAGGAGCAGUUAGAAGAAAUGAAGAAGUUUGUUGAUACAUUUAGGGUACAUUGGAAGAGGUAUGGAUGUUCUAUUAUGUACGAUGGUUGGACAGAUGGGAAAAAGCGACAUCUUAUCAACUUCUUGGUGAAUUGUCUGAAAGGGUCAGUUUUCUUGAAGUCUGUGGACGCGUCAGAUAGAACCAAUGAUGCUGAUUUCAUACGUGAGCUUGUAAAGGAGGUAAUUAAUGAUGUUGGGAAAGAAAAUGUGGUUCAGUUCAUUACCGAUAAUGGUUCAAACUUUAAAAAGGCUGGGAAGGAUUUAAUGCUUGAAUACCCAAAUCUAUUUUGGACUCCUUGUGGUGCUCAUUGUGUCCAGUUGAUGCUAGAAGAACUUGGUGACAAGCUUACACGAAUCAGGACAGCCGUCAUUCUAGGUAAAAGACUUGUUACAUACAUUUAUGCUUAUUUUCAAGUGUUGUGCUUGAUGAGGAAGAUGACAGGUGGAGACUUACAUAGGUCUACAAAGACUAGAUUUGCAACUCAGUAUUACACACUAGAAAGUCUUCAAAAGUAUAAAAAUCCUUUACAAAUGAUGUUUGUGAAUGAUAGGUGGGAAAAAAGUAGAUUUUCAAAAGAAAAUGUUGGAAUUAAUGCACUUAAAAUUGUUACAAGUAGUACAUUUUGGGAAGAUGUUGAUUACUCUUGUAGUGUGUUGAAGCCUUUAGUUAAUGUUGUAAGGCUAGUGGAUAUCGAGCGCAAACCUACGAUGCCUUGUUUUUAUGAUGCAAUGAGAAUAGCAAGGGAUCAAUUAGAGAAGAAUUUCAGCGAAGAUUAUGAUACGUGGGCUUACAUAGAAAUCAAAAGGGGACUUCAUACAGCUAUGGAAAGGCUUAUACCCAAUGAAGAUGAGCUUGAUCAAGCAACAAGUGAAUUGAGAAAGUAUGCUGAUGCUGUUGGAAUCUUGGGAAGUCCAUCUUGCAAAAGAAGAAGAACCAAGGAUCAACCUCAUGAUUGGUGGAUUACAUUUGGAGGAAUCGAUGUGCCUAAUCUGCAAAAAUUUGCAAUCAGAGUAUUGAGUCUUACUUGUUCUGCUUCCCCAUGUGAGCGAAACUGGAGCACAUUUCAAAAUUUGCACUCGAAAAAACGAAAUCGCAUAAAACAACAGAAGUUGAAUGAUAGUGUCUUUAUCCAAUAUAAUAAGAAAUUGCAGCGUCGUUACAUAGAAAUCCAACAAUAUAACGAUGAUGAUAAAGCAAAUGAUCCUAUUUUCCUGGAGGAGCGUGAUGACAAUGAUGAAUGGUUGGAUUUACGAAAUUUGAAUGAGUUGGAUGUGCUAGGUGAUAAUGUAAGUUUCAAUGAUUUGCAAGAGACAGUGGGUGAAGAACGUGAGACAGUUGGUAGUGGAGGUGCUUGUAGUUCUCGAAGCAAGUCUACUUUUCCAACCGACUCGGAGUAUGAUGGAUAUGAUACCGAUGAAUUGAUGUUGGACACUGAAAAAGGGCUACUCGUUGCUGAGAAUGAUGGAGUUACUCAAGAUGAUGAUAUCUAUGAUUAUUCAAAUUAUGUUGAUUAG
Molecule: messenger RNA, 2130 nt
Organism: Papaver somniferum (opium poppy)
Lineage: Eukaryota; Viridiplantae; Streptophyta; Magnoliopsida; Ranunculales; Papaveraceae
Exons: 5
Coding region: 1-2130 (709 amino acids)
Molecular function (GO): protein dimerization activity
Source: RefSeq, a predicted model, not a curated record